Messenger RNA from Eremothecium cymbalariae DBVPG#7215, 1203 nucleotides. It is a transcript of the gene MRM1, whose product is annotated as Mrm1p. Gene Ontology annotation, molecular function: RNA methyltransferase activity; RNA binding. Bases 1 to 1203 code for a protein of 400 amino acids. The transcript has a single exon. Lineage: Eukaryota; Fungi; Ascomycota; Saccharomycetes; Saccharomycetales; Saccharomycetaceae. Gene Ontology annotation, biological process: rRNA methylation. Gene Ontology annotation, cellular component: mitochondrion. The record is from RefSeq and is a predicted model, not a curated record.
AUGAAUAGACAAUAUAUGCGACUGUUCUCCUCGAAGGUCAAAAGUGCAGUGAAGGUUCCAAACAGUAGUUCUUUUCAAAACCGAGCUGUUAAUUUCAGAAAUAAUUUACCAUUCCAUCAAAGAAAGAAAGCAUGGGAAAAGGAUGGAAUGGCUAAAGAUGAAUGGUUUAGAAAGAAAUACGCACAUAUCCAUGCCCGUGAUGGUAAUUCAAAAUCUGGCGAUCCAUAUAAUAAAAGAGCCUCCCAUGUUGCACGUCUGAAGCAGGAAAAUGAAGAUCAAAAAAGGCAGCAUAUGGAACAUAAAUCUAAAUUUCAACGUGAUCACGCAUAUAGAGGUUUGAAACCAAACCCAUUGCUGGAAUAUGUAUAUGGUACAAACAGUGUUUUGGCAGCGAUGCAGGCCAAUAAACGGGAAUAUUUUACUAGACUGUUACAUUAUGGUGUUUUGAACCCGCAGAUAGAGUCGCUAGCUAAACAAUUGGGUGUGACAAUGGAGGAAGUGGAUAAGCAUAGGUUGAACAUAAUAACCAAUUAUGGAGUCCAUAAUAAUAUUGUAUUGGAAGCCAAGCCUCUACAGCCAAGCGAACUCAGUCACUUGGGUUUAUGCAACCCUGAAGAAGGUAAUUUCGAAUAUACAGAAAUGUUCUUGGAUCAACCAACUCAAAAAUCCUCCAUGUUUUUGUCAAAUGGCAAUAAGAAGUUCCCACUGGGGCUGUACUUGGACGAGGUUGUUGAUCCACAUAAUAUUGGGGCUAUACUUAGAAGUGCAUAUUUCUUGGGUGCUGAUUUUGUGGUACUAUCGCGCAAGAACUGUGCCCCGCUUUCCCCAGUGACUUCGAAAGUCAGUAGUGGUGCUAUGGAGUUGAUACCAAUAUACAAUACUGAUAAACCUCUAAAUUUCUUUGAGAAAUCCAAGCAAUAUGGCGGCUGGACAGUUUUAACAACGUGUGUCACGACGGGCACAUCUGUUACACAGAUGGUCAAAAGUAGAGCUAUGCUUUUGGGUGAUUUACCAGCAUUGUUACAAAAAACACCGGUUAUACUCGUGGUAGGAAAUGAAGGCAACGGUGUGCGUACAAAUAUAAUGCAAAGAAGCGAUUUUUUUGUACAGGUCCCGUUUGGACGGGUAGGCGAGAUACAGAGUGUUGAUUCGUUGAACGUCAGCGUCGCUACAUCAUUACUAUUGCAUCAAUUGCUACAAUAA